UACCCCGAAAAUAAUAAAAAAAGUUCCCUCAUCAGACAUAGGAGACGAGACGGCAACCCAUUCCGACUCUGUUCGCACGAAGGGGAAGGGGCAAUGUCGGGAGGGAUCGCUCGCGGACGCCUCGCGGAGGAGCGCAAAGCGUGGCGGAAGAACCAUCCGCACGGUUUUGUGGCGAAGCCUGAGACCUUGGCCGAUGGCUCCGUAAACCUCAUGGUCUGGAACUGCACCAUACCCGGCAAGCAAGGGACCGACUGGGAGGGUGGGUACUUCCCUUUGACACUCCAUUUCAGCGAGGACUACCCCAGCAAACCUCCCAAGUGCAAGUUCCCACAAGGUUUCUUUCACCCAAAUGUCUACCCUUCUGGAACAGUAUGCCUUUCUAUUCUUAAUGAGGACAGUGGUUGGAGACCAGCCAUUACUGUGAAACAGAUUCUUGUUGGAAUACAGGACUUACUUGAUCAGCCAAAUCCUUCUGAUCCUGCCCAGACUGACGGUUAUCACCUCUUUAUCCAGGACCUCACAGAAUAUAGGAGACGGGUUCGACAGCAGGCCAAACAGUACCCACCGCUGGUCUAAUAUUGCCUUAAUGUUGAAAAUUUAUGUUGCACAUCCUCCCACAAUCGAAAACUUCUCGUUUGCUUGUGUUUGGACUGGACCAUAAAAUGUUUGUUGAAAUUUGGGUGCGACACCUCUUAGAUAUUGACUUGCCAGAUUGGUUUGGUGAAAAAUUCUACUGUACUGAUAUUGUGGUUAUCAUGGUGUUUAUAAAGAGGUUAACCUGUCUCUGAUGUUAUUUGA
Messenger RNA from Elaeis guineensis (African oil palm), 798 nucleotides. RefSeq names its product SUMO-conjugating enzyme SCE1. The record is from RefSeq and is a predicted model, not a curated record. Lineage: Eukaryota; Viridiplantae; Streptophyta; Magnoliopsida; Arecales; Arecaceae.